Molecule: messenger RNA, 1275 nt
Organism: Triticum turgidum subsp. durum (durum wheat)
Lineage: Eukaryota; Viridiplantae; Streptophyta; Magnoliopsida; Poales; Poaceae
Source: the annotation of a GenBank genome assembly
AUGGCGCAGCUCCUCCAUGAGAAACGGAACCCUAGAUCCAAAUUGGCUGAGGGGAUUUCUGGCUCAAUUAUGAGCCGCCUCGCUUCCUCACCGGUGCUACCGCUCGAUGAUGAGGACCUUCUCCAAGAGAUCCUCAUCCGCCUCUCUCCACAACCAUCCUCCCUCCCGCGCGCCUCCCUUGUCUGCCCGUGCUGGCGCAGCAUCCUCUCCAACCACAAGUUCCUCUGUCGCUUUCGCAAGCAUCACAGGAAACCACCUCUGCUUGGCUUCUUCGCAAGGUGUUUAAUCACUAAAACGACCGUCUUCACUUCCGUCCUUGACUCGCCUGACCGCAUCCCUGCUGGUCACUUUCUCGUGCCGCACAGCCACAACCCAUCCAAGCGGUUGCGCUUCAUGGGAUGCCGCCAUGGCCUCGCCGUCCUAUUUGAAAUGUCACUACAUUCCCCCAUGCCAACAGGUUUGAUUGUGUGGGAUCCACUCACUGGUCAACAACACAACCAUUUGACAAUGCCACCAGGGCUCAAUGGAGACAAAUGGAAGUGUUGGAAUACCACUGUGUUGUGCACUAGUGUCGAAGAUGGGCAUGUGCACGGUGAUUGCUUCUCGAACCCAUUCAAAUUUGUCUUGAUCUUCAACAGAGACACAGAUGCUUCAGCAUGCGUCUAUGAAUCAACAUCUGGUGUAUGGGGAGAUAUUGUCUCUGUGGUGACCAAGAAAGUAAUUUCUCCCCUGAGACCCAGCAUCCUGAUUGGAAAUGUACUUUACUGGUUGCUUGUUGGAGGUGAAGUCCUUGUGCAUGAUUUUGAAAGGCAGAGUCUUGGUAUGAUUGAGAAGCCAGCAGACACACAUAAUGGACAUGCCGAGUUUUCUUAUCAUCUCUUACGGACAGAGGAUAAUGGACUUGGUCUCGCCAUUGUGUCUAAUUUUACAAUCAAAUUAUGGGAGAGGAAAUCCAACCGUGAUGGUGUUGUUGGCUGGGAGUUUUUGAAGAAAGUUGCUCCAUUGGAUGGGUUGUUUCCGGAGCCGAUGCUUAGUGGUCACAUGUGGAUAUUUUUGGUGGGGUAUGAUGAGGACACAAAUGUGAUUGUUUUGUCUACGAUGACUAGCACGUUCAUGCUCCAACUUGAUUCUAUGCAAAUCAGAGAUAUUUCUGUAAGAACUAAUCUACGUCACCCAGUCAUUUAUCCCUAUAGAAAUUUCUAUACUGCAGGUGAGGAGAAGGGUACCCAGCCGAGGACUACUACAACUACACAUAUGGUGAAUUGCGGAAUAUGA